UAGGGCAAGAGUUGUGCUGACUGCCGCCCGUGUCCCAUUUGGCAUGUCCUCGUUGGUGAUGCUCUAGUUCGCCGCUGAUGCUAGAGCCUGGGGACCAGAUGUUGACGCAUAUUGAGUGAAAGGAUGUCCACUGUGUGAACAGCCCGCAAAUAGUGGGAUGGUGCAAGCGAAGUCGGCCCAUGGUGCAAUGCUAUUUUGCUUUUCCGGCUUUGCUGUCGACACCGAUGCGCCACGUCAAUCCAGCAAGAAGCGUCCUUUGGUGGUUCCUGCAGUGGGCAGGGCGGUGCCAGAAGCCGCGCCAUCGCGACUCGCUGUAGAAGUAAGCCACUGGCAUCGCUAUAUCACUGCUGAGGGUGAGUGCGUGCCAAGGUCUGCCCGUCCGACGCAGACUUCGAGCAUGGUGUCAUUGAGGCCAGCCAACACGGCUAUCAGGGAAGUGCGCAGUCUUCGCCGUGCGGGAAGGUCAACGAAGACACAUCUGGCCGUGUCGUGAGCAAGGGCCAUGAAAACAAGAAAGCCUGCGUUGCUGAGGGCAUGAUGGGAGCGGUGAGUAUCACCUGGCCGCAGUUGGAUGGCGAA
Molecule: messenger RNA, 579 nt
Organism: Baudoinia panamericana UAMH 10762
Lineage: Eukaryota; Fungi; Ascomycota; Dothideomycetes; Mycosphaerellales; Teratosphaeriaceae
Exons: 1
Coding region: 158-493 (111 amino acids)
Source: RefSeq, a predicted model, not a curated record